CCAACCCACCUUAUACUAUACCCACUAUACCUGGCUUCUCUUAACACUUUCCCUUCUGUCUUGUAUUAUAAACUAAGAUUUCUUAAUCCAGGGUAGAUGUGAAGGCAUCCUCGCCUUCUGAAUUAGGGGAAUAAAGCCGAGCAGGGGCGAGUCGGUUUCAGUGUGCGCCUCUCCACACUCCGCAGUCGCUCACCGAACCGCGCGUCGAAGCAAAAGCUCCCGUUGCUGCGACCGAUGUCCUCCUCAUCCGGGCCGACAUGGCUCCAUGGACGGCGUUGUGCCUACUGCUGGCCACUGUGACAAGUAGUCAAGGAGCUGACACAGAGGAACGACUGGUUGAGCAUCUCCUAAAUCCUGCUCACUACAACAAACUCAUUCGGCCAGCGACAAAUGGCUCGGAGUUGGUGACUGUGCACCUGAUGGUCUCACUGGCACAGCUUAUCAGUGUGCAUGAGAGAGAGCAGAUCAUGACCACUAACGUCUGGCUCACUCAGGAGUGGCAGGACUACCGGCUCACAUGGGACCCAGAUAAGUUUGAUGGCAUGAAGAAGGUCCGCCUACCCUCCAAACACAUCUGGCUGCCAGAUGUUGUCCUCUACAACAAUGCUGAUGGGAUGUAUGAAGUAUCCUUCUACUCUAACGCUGUAGUUUCGUAUGACGGCAGUGUGUUCUGGCUGCCACCAGCAAUCUACAAGAGUGCCUGCAAGAUUGAGGUGAAGCACUUCCCAUUCGACCAGCAGAACUGCACGCUGAGUUUCCGGUCAUGGACAUACGACCGCACAGAAGUGGACCUCGUGUUGCGUGCUGAAGAUGCUAGCAUGGAUGACUUCACACCGAGUGGUGAAUGGGACAUCAUUGCGCUGCCUGGGCGUCGCAAUGAGAACCCAUCAGACCCAGCCUAUGUGGCCAUCACAUAUGAUUUUAUCAUCCGCCGCAAGCCACUCUUCUACACCAUCAACCUGAUAAUCCCAUGUGUGCUGAUCACAUCACUGGCGAUUCUGGUGUUCUACCUGCCAUCAGACUGUGGUGAGAAGAUGACGCUAUGCAUUUCUGUGCUGCUAGCACUUACUGUCUUCCUGCUGCUCAUCUCCAAGAUUGUGCCACCAACAUCUCUGGAUGUGCCACUUGUGGGCAAGUACCUGAUGUUCACUAUGGUGCUUGUCACAUUCUCCAUUGUUACAAGCGUGUGUGUGCUCAAUGUGCACCACCGUUCACCCACGACACACACCAUGCCCCCGUGGGUCAGGGUAGUCUUCCUUGAUAAGCUCCCUGCCCUACUCUUUAUGCGACAGCCCAGGAACAGCAGCGAACGGCAAAAGCUACGGCAACGGCGUCAUGCCAAUGAGAAACUUGGCAUCUCUGGUCAGGAGAGUGGUGAGGCAUGUACAUGCUAUGUCAAUCGGGCCACGGUCAAGCAGUUUGGAGGAGAGGUAGGUGAAGGUGGUGGAGAGUCCAUGGAAGGAUUGAAUGGUCUGAGGGACGGAGGGCGCGAGGGCAGAGAGGGCACCUCAGCUUUGCCACGGGCAAAGCAGCAACCUCCUGCUGCUCUUCCCCAGGGCCUUCUGGGCCAGGCAUGCCCAGGCUUCGAAGAAGCUGUGGAGGGAGUGCGCUUCAUUGCCGGCCACAUGAAGUGUGAAGAUGAUGAUCGCAGCGUGAGCGAGGACUGGAAAUAUGUUGCCAUGGUGAUCGAUCGCCUAUUUCUCUGGAUCUUCGUCUUUGUGUGUGUCUUUGGCACAGUGGGGAUGUUCCUGCAGCCUCUCUUUCAGAACUCGUCCAAGACUGUCAUCACCACGCCUGGCUGACCAAACAGACACCCCACAUCACAUUGCAGGAUGAAGAGAGGAGGGAGGAGCGAGGGCUCAUGCCAAGGGAAACUGAGAUGGAGCUGUGUCUGACUCUGGACUGCUCUUCAGCCAUAAUCUUCUAGGUUUAUAUGAAGACUUUUUUUGGAAUAGCUCAACACAAAUAAUAGCCACACAGCAAUGUUUUUAAAUGCGAAGCAUCUCUCAUCCAGUACCCUCAUUCCUCUCUUUUGACUAACACAAUAAGCAAGCCAACCAGGGAGAGAGCACACUUCACUCUGCCAGCCAACCAGUAUAAUUCUCUGCGAGCAGCUUGCUAGAUUGAGCCAUCUUCACCCACGAGCUCCACCGUGUGACAGCUAGCGAGCAUACAGCUUCCUCAAGAGACCAAUGACUGCUAAUUACCCUAGGAGAGAUAUAUUUAAGUGACAAAUCAUAUUUUUUCCCCUCUAUUCUGAAAAAUGUCCAAUAUGAUUAAUUUUUCUAGUCUAUGAUCUACAUGCAAGAGUGAAUUGCACAUACAAGACCAAUGCCAUUGUUUCUGUAUGAGAACACAAGUGAAUGCUCAUUUGGGCUUUGAGGUAUUGUAUUCUGUUAACAUAACCAGAAUAUGUUUUAAAGUGUAACAAUACACAGUGAUAAGGGGAGAAAUGGAUAGCAACAAAUGACAAGUAGAUAGAGCUAUGUAUGUUUAUUCUCAAUAUAAAAUUUUGAUGAAAAAGAAAACUGUAGUGAAAUAGGAACAUUUGCUCUGAAUUUAGCAGGGAAACAAGUUCUGGAAAAUGGACACUACAAAAGGGGGAGGACAUUUACAAAUCUAGGUUCUGAGAAAUGAAGAUAAAGGAAAAAGAAAGGAAGCCCAAAUAGGUAAAGAGUUUGGAUUUAAAAAAUACUUAAAAUCCAUUACAUCUGUGAUAUGCACAUUGGAUUUAAAUUAUUCUUCCUUCCCUUUUCUCCUCUCUUUUUACAUUUUGAUUCCUUUGUAGCUGGAUUGUGUGUUGCCAUUUGCUAUGAAUGAAUGGUGGAGCACACACAAUGUAUUAUUAAUGUUUUAGGACUCUCUCAUUUGUGGUGGUGGGUAAUAAUACACUCCUGCACUAUGUUUGUACCAUAACCUUGUCUGCACUGCUGCCAUCCUCUCCAGUCAACUGUAUCUAUCUCAUUGCUUUAAUCUUCUCCCUGCUUUAAUCUUAUGCCUUCAAAGUUACAUUCAAGAGAUAUCCUAUUAUUGUUAUACUCUGUAUCAUAAACACUAUCUAUCUGAAUUUUAAUAAUUCAUUCACUUACUUGCUUGUGAAGUACAAUUAGGGUUCACUCAUAGCCAAGUCUCUUGAUCAGAGCAGUUUUUCACAGUAAUAACCUGUUACUAUUUUUCAGCAUUUUCUA
Molecule: messenger RNA, 3188 nt
Organism: Neoarius graeffei (lesser salmon catfish)
Lineage: Eukaryota; Metazoa; Chordata; Actinopteri; Siluriformes; Ariidae
Gene: chrnb2
Product: cholinergic receptor, nicotinic, beta 2
Exons: 6
Coding region: 258-1802 (514 amino acids)
Biological process (GO): chemical synaptic transmission; nervous system process; regulation of membrane potential
Cellular component (GO): postsynaptic membrane; synapse; neuron projection
Molecular function (GO): acetylcholine-gated monoatomic cation-selective channel activity; transmembrane signaling receptor activity
Source: RefSeq, a predicted model, not a curated record